AUCUGCACCUCCAAAUACCUGCUCCGUUCCUGCCCUGCCGGCGUCGUCAUCAUGACGUAGCCGUCCGGCGGCCCGCGCUCCACACCAACCAUACAACUUCUACUCUACUAGUACUUACUUACUCUUACGCUUCAUCCUCAUUCUUUUUCUUUUGUGUACAUUCCUAAUUCUUAAUAUACAUAGCUGCUAAAGCAUCACUCCAUCAUGGCCUCCAUAUCCAUCAACGCCCCCGGCGCAACCGGCUUCAUCUACAACAACGCCAACCUAGGCACCGCCCGCGUAUGCAUCUCCGCCGAGACCCCCGACUUCGAUACCGAGACGCUGCGCGCCUGGGCAGACGAGGGCUUCGAUGUCGUCUAUGCGCCGUACAACAAUGGAGGGAAGGAGUACGAGGCACGGUUGAAGUCCGUGAAGGAGGGGUUGGGCGUGGGGGAUAAUUAUGCUGUUAUUGCAUUCGGUGAUGCCGCUUCCUACUGCCUCGACUACUACCUCAAAUCAACAAACUGCAGCCGUCUGGCCGCUCUCAUUGCAUACUACCCCACUACGAUCCCCGAUACGCGAUCGCGAUUCCCCUUUUCGGUGCGCGUGUUGACGCAUCUUGCUGGAGAUACAGUGGACGUGGUGACCAUCCCUACGGUUAUUGGAUUGCAAGGGAAGAAACAUCGCUCGACGAAGCAGAUCACCCCCGGUAUCGGGACGGGAGAGAGGCUGCAGAUCGGGUGGCCGGCGUUUACGUAUGAGUCGGCGCAGCCGGGGUUUGCGGAGCAUGAUCUGGAGGAGUUCGAUCGGUUGGCGUCGGAUUUGGCGUUUAGUCGUACGCUGCAGGUGCUGAGGAAGGCGUUUGGCAAGGAUUUGGAUUUGGAGAAUAGGUGGGAGGAACAGCUUGAGGCGCGUUUCUUCUCCAUGAAUCUUAGUGGUACAAUGGAGCCUUAUGUCGGUCACCUCAACCCCACACUCACUUGUACACCAACCAUGAGCGGUGGUAUCGGAACCCAUGCGCUGCGUCGCUUCUACGAGCAGAACUUCCUGCGCAAGUUGCCUCCGUCUAUGCGUCUGCGGUUGAUUUCUCGGACUGUUGGGGCGGAUCGUAUUGUUGAUGAGCUGUAUGCGACGUUUGAACAUACCCAGGAGAUACCCUGGAUGCUACCUGGUGUUCCGCCGACGAAUCGUCACGUGGAAAUAGUCCUAGUCAGCAUUGUCAGUCUGCGCGGGGGAAGGCUGUACUCGGAACACAUGUACUGGGAUCAAGCCAGUGUAUUGGUGCAGGUCGGACUGCUGGAUCCGAAGUACAUACCAGAGGGAGCACCACAGGGCGUGGACCGCUUGCCAGUCAUUGGACGCGAGGCAGCCAGACGCAUCGUCGAGGAAGACCCCGAGGCCGAAGGCCGGGAUUACCACAAUCGGUUGAUCCGGCGGGCAAAGGCUAAGCGGGGAAAGGAUAAGCCGGUGGAGGAGUCGGGGACGGAGCUGGCGAAGAGUGAUACGGAGAAGGUGGAGAGUAAGCCAGCUGGGGAGAGUAAGGGGAAGACGGUGCAGAGGGAGCAGAAUGGUAAUGGGGCGGAUGCAUUGGAGAAUCAUGGAGUGGAGGAGAAUGAGAAAGAUGGGGAGAAGAAGAAUGGCGAGGAUGCGAAUGGCGAGGAAAAGAAGCCAGUUAAUCCGGCUGCUGCCACGGUGGAGGACACGAAAAGCGAUGAAUGAGCGUGUGCGUACGUGCGUGUAUACCCUGGAUAGUAUGAUUGAGUGUUUUGUUGUGUAUUUAGCUUGCAUUGUUUGCUCACUUCGA
Aspergillus welwitschiae is the source of this 1783-nucleotide messenger RNA. RefSeq names its product dienelactone hydrolase. The transcript is spliced from 3 exons. Gene Ontology annotation, biological process: polyketide metabolic process. NCBI's taxonomy places the organism in Eukaryota, Fungi, Ascomycota, Eurotiomycetes, Eurotiales, Aspergillaceae. The record is from RefSeq and is a predicted model, not a curated record. The coding region runs from base 205 to 1698 and encodes 497 amino acids.